Molecule: messenger RNA, 2453 nt
Organism: Hemibagrus wyckioides
Lineage: Eukaryota; Metazoa; Chordata; Actinopteri; Siluriformes; Bagridae
Product: collagen alpha-1(XXI) chain-like
Exons: 21
Coding region: 174-1532 (452 amino acids)
Source: RefSeq, a predicted model, not a curated record
UUUCCUUCUCUCCUCAGUGUCCCACUAACCGAGAGGCACCUGAAGAAAAAGAGGAGUGUGACUGCAGUCAGGGGAACCCUGGACCGCCUGGAACUCCUGGGCCAAAGGGAGAAAAAGGAGAAAACGGACUCCCUGGUCGUGAUGGUAAGCCUGGUAUUAAAGGUGAGCGAGGAAUGCCUGGAGAGCCAGGUAAAUCAGGACAAAAGGGUGAAGCUGGUUUCCAUGGACCCAAAGGUGACUCAGGAGUAAAAGGCUCCAAAGGUGAGAGGGGACAGCAAGGGCUGCCUGGAAAACAAGGACCACCAGGCCCUAAGCGACCUCAGGGUGACAAAGGUGAACAAGGACCCCCUGGUGAGCCUGGGCAGAAGGGUGAACCGGGCCUACCUGGCAGUGAAGGACCAGCCGGCACAAAGGGACCAAAGGGUGAUAAAGGAGAUGAUGGACAGCCUGGCACAGAUGGAACACAAGGUGUACCAGGUAUUCGUGGACUUCCUGGGGAGGCGGGGCCAGGUGGACCUCAGGGAGCUAGAGGAUUACCUGGACAGAAAGGAUCUGCUGGACCUAAAGGACCUCCAGGCAUCCAGGGCCCACCGGGGUCCCGUGGAGCAGACGGACAAAACGGCCCUAAGGGAAGUCCAGGACAACAGGGAUCACCUGGUCGUCUGGGUAUUCCAGGCCAAAAGGGCUCGACGGGAGAGCCAGGUUUUCCAGGUUUACAAGGUGCUGCUGGUCUUCCUGGUUUUAAAGGGCAUAAGGGGGAUGUGGGAGAACCUGGUCCAAGGGGUGCUCAGGGUGAAAGAGGAAGCGAUGGAACACCUGGUGUGCCUGGGCCACCGGGUGAACCUGGACUCCGGGGAAGCAAAGGAGAGAGAGGUACUUCAGGCGAUCCUGGAGUUAGAGGCCCUGAUGGGAUGAAAGGAGAUACUGGACAUAUUGGACUAGUUGGACCACGUGGUUCUCCAGGACAGGAUGGGUUACCAGGGCAUCCCGGGCUUCCAGGAUUUCCUGGCAAACCUGGGAAAUCUCCUUCUGAUGAACAGUUAAAAAAGCUCUGUGGAGACGUAUUGAGACAGGAGCUCUCCCAGCUGAUGCAGACGAUGAUUCCUCAGAGCUGUGAGCCCUGUGAGACGGUGAAAGGCCCCCCGGGUCCACCUGGAGCUCAGGGUCCUAAAGGCUCGACUGGACCUCAGGGAUAUCCAGGCAGGCCAGGCUCUCAGGGUUACCCAGGGUCAACUGGCUUACAGGGGCCCCCGGGGCUGAAAGGGGACAUGGGACCAAGGGGCUUUAAGGGCAACAAAGGUGAAGGCAGGCCAGGACAACCUGGACCCCCUGGAGACAGAGGGAUCCAGGGUCUGCCUGGCACUGAUGGAAUUGGAUUACCUGGUCCUGCGGGAACGCCAGGCAAAUCUGGUUCUCCAGGCCUUCCAGGCAAGCGAGGUGCCCCAGGGCCAGCUGGAGUGUGUGACAUGUCCAUCUGCUACCCGGCCUACAACCUCAGGGAAGAGCACUACAGCAAAGGCCCAAACUUCUGACACAAGCGAGCACACAGACAUACCAUAUAUAUGUAGUUGUAUAUAUAUGGAAAAGCCUUUCAGCAAGCUGCACAUGAUCAGAUCUUUUCUCAAUGGCAUUUAGGAGAAUAAUUCUAAAGAACUGAAUCCAAUUCUACAUGAAUGGCCUUAUGCAUACAGUAAUACUGUAAGGACAGUGGCAUGCAGAGAAAUUCAGAGCAGAACACAUUCAGUGACCUUUUGUUCUGACUGAUAUAGAGGGCAUUUAUUGUAUGUAUCGCAUUUGGAGACACCGUUUUGUUGUUCACCCAACUAUCAAGCUUGAAUGCAACACAAGAUUGAUGAUGAUUUUGAAGACAAGGUAAGAUCAUUACUGUAUGUUAAGAAGACUUCAAUUGUAGUGGUGUUGAGUAAAAUGCAUACACUUUUUGACUUGAUAGAUAUUUGGACUCUGGUAUGCACUUGCACUGCCCAAAAGAAGCUACCUCCAUGUGAACAUACAUUAUACAAGAAUAUGCAAUAUACGCAUUAUAUAGUAUUUAAUCCUUUUAUAAAAUAACAGUGUGUAUUCAAAUGCUGCUUAUGUUUAAAUGUCUUCAUUAUUCAUUUCAGCAGUGUCAAAAUCAUACCAUAUUCAAAAUGUAAUCCAGUUUUAACAAAUGUAAUUUAUUUAAUGUGUUUUAUUCUCUCGAAGCAAUGACCGAAGAACAAAUACACUUUGUUUGUUUAACAAAUCACAAACUCUUAGGGAAAAAAAGCUCCAUUCAACACCUAAAGGGGUUCUUUAGUUGUUUUUUUGUCUCAGGGGAAACCAUAAAGGUUCUUCACAGCUUCCUUUUCAGUUUCAAAUGGAAUUUUCUUUGGCUUGCAUAGAACCCUUAAAAUGACUCAGAGAACUUUCAAGGGUAUUGAUAAGGGCAGAUAAAUCUUAUCUAAAAAUCU